This is a messenger RNA of Amblyraja radiata (thorny skate), 3039 nucleotides long. RefSeq names its product serine protease 35 (gene prss35). The record is from RefSeq and is a predicted model, not a curated record. Lineage: Eukaryota; Metazoa; Chordata; Chondrichthyes; Rajiformes; Rajidae. Bases 380 to 1525 code for a protein of 381 amino acids. The transcript is spliced from 2 exons. Gene Ontology annotation, biological process: proteolysis. Gene Ontology annotation, molecular function: serine-type endopeptidase activity.
AACAAAACCGUGGAAAUGGGUCCAUAAACAGUAGGUUGGAAACAAAACAGUGUCUUGGCUGCCAAAAGCAGAGAAACCGCUGCGGAGGCAGGCGAACGUGAGCCCAUUGGACACACCCCUUACAGCCCCCUUGGGCUGGGAAGAAACGAGAAGGCUUGGACCUUUCUUUAUUCCUUGCACGGGCAUCAAGUGGGCUGUGCAGACGGGACCAGCUCGGCAGCACUGUGCUGGGACUCAGUGUUGAAUGUGAGAGCCGGGACGGUCUGUGCGUUUACAGGGGCAAUCAGCCCCCCUCAUGAAACGCGAAGGACAAGGGACAGUACCUUGGGAGAGAGGGUCGUGCGGCAUCGGACGGUAACACAGAAAAUCUGGUUUCACGAUGGGAACUAUACAACUUUUGUUAUUACUUUCCAUGAACACAUUCUUACUUGCAUUUGGGAUUGACAAUGUGGAAAAUUACACGUGGCACUUACAACAAGCACCACAACUGUUGAACAGAAGAACUAUAACAAUAGAACCUCCAAGAUUUGAAGCUAAAAGCAAAUUCCUGCUUAAUUCAACCUGUGGGAUUGAGUGUCAAAAGAAACUACCACUGCCAACUGUGUCCGACCUUCAGAGUUACCUUUCAUAUGAAACAGUGUACAGUAAUGGGACACGUACAAUGACUGAGGUGAACAUCAAAGAAUCUGACCUGAAAAACGAAUUUGAGUUUGCUAAAAGUGAAGGCCGUUCUAGGAGGAGGAGAAGGAGGCAGGUCUUUGGUUUGGACAGUAGGUUUAGCAUCAGUGACAAGCAUUUCAUAACUAGCUACCCCUUUAACACCGCAGUGAAAAUCUCCACAGGAUGUACUGGGGUUUUAGUGUCUCGAAAACACGUGCUGACAGCAGCUCACUGCAUCCAUGAUGGAAAAGACUAUGUAAAAGGUGCCAAAAGGCUCCGGGUCGGAUUUUUAAAGAUGAGAACCAAAGGAGGUGGAAAAAGGAGAGGAUCCAAAAGGAAUAAACGAUCAGCAAAGGGCAAGCCAAGAUUUCAGUGGUCAAGAGUAGUGCGCACCCAAGUACCGAAGGGCUGGUUCAAAGGUGUGGCGAAUGAUAUUGCUGUGGAUUAUGAUUAUGCUGUUCUGGAAUUAAAAAGACCUCAGAAGACCAAGUAUAUGGAGAUAGGGAUUAGCCCUCCGGUGAAGAAUAUGCCAAGUAAUCGGAUUCAUUUCUCAAGCUUCGAUAAUGACAAGCCCGGGAAUUUGGUUUAUCGUUUCUGCACUGUCUCUGAUGAAUCCAGUGAUUUGUUGUAUCAGUACUGCGAUGCCCAGCCCGGAGCGAGUGGCUCAGGUAUUUACAUUCGUCUUAAGGAGCCAGAGCAACGCGCUUGGAAACGCAAGAUCAUCGGAGUCUUUUCUGGCCAUCAGUGGGUGGAUGUCAGUGGAGCACAGCAGGAUUACAAUGUGGCUGUGCGCAUUACUCCACUUAAAUAUGCACAGAUUUGUUUCUGGAUACAUGGGAACUAUGCUGAUUGCAGAGAUGGUUGAUGGAAUUCAAAACUGCUGCUAUUCGCUUUUGCAUCUGUGUACUUCCUGUGCAGGCAUCAGUCAAUUUGCAGACUGAGUGGAUGAUGGUAUCCCGUUGAGGCUCAUUGAAAAGAUAUGUGCAAUUUCAUCUCGACUAAAAUAAUCUGUUCAGGGUGCUCUAAUUUAAGAAUAUAAAUUUGUAAAAUUAACAGGAGCCUUUCAGAGCAAAUUGAUGAUUGGGUAGCAUUGCUGUCAAAAUAUCUAGCUGUUCAAUAUUUAAUUUACUUUAACUAGUAAUCUGCAAGAUUAAAAUAUUCAAGGUCAAUUACUAGCCCCAAUAAGUAAUUCUUAAAUGAUGUAAAAGAUACACGUGUUAAAAUAGGGAUUUUUUCUUCUCGUUGCUUAUGUAAUUUUUUUUAAGUAUUGACAAAUACAUUGAUGCAAUCUCCGGAAAGUUAUUUUUUGUCUUUGAAACAAAAACACUAUUUUUUAAGCAAUUUCACAUGUUAAAGUACAACAGUUCUGAUCAAAAAUAAAUAUACAGAGAUGUGAAUGUGUCAUUUGUAUCAAAUUUAAAGUGCUUUGUAAAGGGCCUGUCUCACUUUCACAACCUAAUUCACGACCUUUUUUACUUGUGGACAUUUUUCAUCAUGCUAGAAAAACGCUCCGACGUACUUAAUGUCACGAGUACCUACGACUAGCAUCACGGCCUACUACGACCUACCUACAACCUUCUACGACCUCGUGACGACCAUGCUGCGAGUAUGAGUCAAGGGCAAACUUGGCAGAGGUCGUGAAAGUGGGACAGGCCCUUAACCUAAGGGAAGAUGAUUCUUACCAUUUACCAUAGUUGUAUUGAUCGUGCAUUGUAUAGUUUGGAAUUGAAGAUUCAUAAUGGAUGUUCUUCAUUGUUUAUUUCCAUUGAAAGGAAUUGCGGAUAUGCCAAUUUUUUGAUGACUUCAACAGAAAUCCAACACUUUGUAAAUGGACUGCCAAAAUGGAACUCUCCAACCCGCUAGCAUAAAUAAAUUAGUGACAAAGUUUAGUAAAGUUUAGGAGAAAACUGCAAUCUGUUGCUUUGGUAACAGAAAUCGAAUUCCAACACAAAAAAGGCCCAAUAUAAUCAUCAAGGUGUCAUUGAAUCGAUGUUGUGAAUUAAAAAGUAAAUGGUGAUUCGGGUGCAAAUUUCAACCAUCAUUUCAUUCUUUCCGUGAACCCCUGUUUCUCUAUACCCUGUCUAUUGAGAGUUAGUGAUACGUAAAAAAAUAUUAAUGGAAUCACAUCACUCCAGCACCGUAGGAAAAUUAUGCUUCAAUGGGAGUAAUCUUUAUGGUAAAACUGAACAACCUUUUUAAAAAUGUGUUUGUUAGAAGCUUAUAUUUUUCAAUUGCAUCUAACCAUAUGAGUAGAUUAGAAACUAAUGCUUAAAGUAUCAACCUAAUCAUUUGUUUGUUAACAACACACAAUUCUUAUUUAUAUGGAGAAUGAUUAUGAGAUGUGUAGGUUUGCUUUAAUAAAUAAUUUACAUAAAAUGA